Messenger RNA from Cryphonectria parasitica EP155, 1368 nucleotides. RefSeq lists its product as uncharacterized. Gene Ontology annotation, molecular function: L-amino acid transmembrane transporter activity. Gene Ontology annotation, biological process: amino acid transmembrane transport. Gene Ontology annotation, cellular component: membrane. Lineage: Eukaryota; Fungi; Ascomycota; Sordariomycetes; Diaporthales; Cryphonectriaceae. The transcript is spliced from 3 exons. The record is from RefSeq and is a predicted model, not a curated record. The annotation marks the transcript as partial.
GACGACGGCAAGCUGGGCGUCCUGUCGGCCAUCAACAUCAUAGUCGGCAAGACAAUGGGCGUAGGCGCCUACUCGAUCCCGAGCGCCAUCUUCUCGGGCGUGGGCUCUGUGGGCAUGACCCUCCUCCUCUGGGUCGUGGGGGCGCUCAUCUCCUUCUGCGGCCUCGCCGUGUACCUGGACCUGGGCACGGCCAUGCCCCGCUCCGGAGGCGAGAAGGUCUACCUGGAGCGCAUCUUCCGCAGACCGUACAUGCUGGCCACGUGCAUGUUCAUGUCGUACGUCGUGCUGCUGGGCUUCUCGACGCCCAACGCCAUCGUGCUGGGCGAGCACGCGCUGUACGUGACGGGCGCCAAGGAGAACGCCUGGAACGUUCGCGCUAUUGCCGUGGCCGCCGUGACCAUGCUGUGUUACCUCCAGGCCCGCCACCCGCGCGUGGGUCUGGCCCUCAUCAACACCCUCGGCGCGGCCAAGAUGCUCAUCCUCGCGGUCGUGGUGGUGUCAGGCGCCCGUCGCGUCGACCUGGCCAUGGCAGGUGAUGUGCCCACGUCCACCGCCCAGCGCAACUUCCACGCCGUCUGGGAGGGCUCGUCUGUCCAGCCCUACGACUACGCCACUGCCCUGCUCAAGGUGCUGUAUUGUUUUCGGGGCUACAGCACUGCCAACCAGGUGCUGUCCGACGUGCGCGACCCCGUUCGUACCCUGCGUGUUGCUGCCCCGAUCGCCUUGGGCCUCGUCAGUGCUGCUUACCUUGCCACGACCACCGCUUUCUUUCUGGUCGUCGACAAGGAUGAGUUUCGUUCUGCCGGUGAGGUGGUCGCUGCUGUGUUCUUCCGCAAAGUCUUUGGAGAUGGAGCUGGGGCGCGCAUCCUUCCGCUGUUUGUCGUCGUCACUGCUGCGGGCAACAUUGCCGCCACCAGCUUUGCCCAGGCUCGCGUCAAUGAGGAGCUGGCGCGUGAGGGCGUGCUGCCCCCAAGCAAGACCCGCCGUCCUCGCUCCACAGCCCCUGUCCGCGGUCUUCUCCUACACUGGGUUGUCUCCACAGCAGCCAUUGUCCUUCCCCCGCCAGGUCGGAUCUUCAACUUCCUCGUCGACAUAGGCGGAUACCCCGUGUCUGUCAUCAGCGUCGCCGUAUCGCUAGGCCUCCUGUACCUACAUACCACCCCCUCCGAGCGCUGGUCAUCACCCUGCCGGGCGCCACGCUUUGCCGUCGUCCUGUUUGCGGCCACCAACUGUUUGUUGCUGGUGCUGCCAUGGGUUCCCCCUCGAGGGGGCGUCGCAACCGAUGUGGGCAAUGAGUUCCCUAGCUGGGCGUAUCCGGCUACGAGCCUUGGUGUUUUGGGGCUCGGGGCUGUGUACUGGCUCUGGUGG